GGCCAAUGGAAGAGUGAGGUGCUGGCGGCAGGAAGUGAGCUCAUGGACCCAUGUGAGCAAGCUUGGAUUGCAACACAUGCACCAGCAGCCGCGGCGAAGAAAGAAGCCGGUUUCUACGUCACAUCUGGGAGCUGGGGUUGCCUCCAUCGAAAGCGGACGUUGAGCUCCAAGCUGAGAGCCGAGGAUAAGGGGGACAGCUCUCGGCUUUAGACAGGAGGAGGAGAGAAGAUGGCGGACGAUCCGAGUGCGGCAGACAGGAACGUGGAGAUUUGGAAAAUCAAGAAGCUGAUUAAGAGCUUGGAGGCGGCCAGAGGGAAUGGCACCAGCAUGAUCUCUUUGAUCAUUCCUCCAAAAGACCAAAUUUCACGGGUGGCGAAGAUGUUGGCGGAUGAGUUUGGUACAGCAUCAAACAUCAAGUCUCGUGUGAACCGACUUUCUGUACUGGGAGCAAUUACAUCUGUGCAACAAAGGCUUAAACUCUAUAACAAAGUUCCACCAAAUGGCUUAGUUGUGUAUUGUGGAACAAUUGUAACAGAAGAAGGAAAAGAGAAGAAAGUAAACAUUGACUUUGAACCUUUUAAACCAAUCAACACAUCUUUGUACUUGUGCGACAACAAAUUUCAUACAGAGGCUCUCACAGCUCUCCUUUCUGAUGAUAGCAAAUUUGGAUUCAUUGUAAUAGAUGGUAGCGGGGCACUUUUUGGAACCCUUCAAGGAAAUACAAGAGAAGUGCUACACAAAUUCACUGUGGAUCUUCCAAAGAAGCAUGGUAGAGGGGGGCAAUCUGCAUUGCGUUUUGCACGUCUAAGAAUGGAAAAGCGCCACAACUAUGUCAGAAAAGUGGCAGAAACAGCUGUACAGCUCUUUAUUUCUGGUGAUAAAGUAAACGUAGCUGGACUUGUGUUGGCUGGGUCAGCUGACUUCAAAACAGAGCUCAGUCAAUCGGACAUGUUUGAUCAGCGAUUGCAAUCUAAAGUCUUGAAAUUAGUUGAUAUAUCAUAUGGUGGAGAGAAUGGCUUUAACCAAGCAAUUGAAUUAUCAACGGAGGUCCUUUCAAAUGUGAAAUUUAUCCAAGAGAAGAAACUAAUAGGACGAUACUUCGAUGAGAUUAGCCAGGACACGGGGAAGUAUUGUUUCGGUGUUGAAGACACACUAAAAGCAUUGGAAAUGGGAGCUGUAGAAAUUCUGAUCGUUUAUGAGAACUUGGAUAUCAUGAGAUACGUCUUGAGAUGUAAUGGUUCUGAAGAGGAGAAGACCCUCUAUUUAACACCAGAGCAAGAAAAGGACAAAUCACACUUCAUUGACAAAGAGAGUGGACAAGAACAUGAGCUAAUAGAGAGUAUGCCUCUACUAGAGUGGUUUGCUAAUAACUACAAAAAAUUUGGCGCAACACUGGAGAUUGUUACAGACAAAUCACAAGAAGGAUCCCAAUUUGUGAAAGGAUUUGGUGGCAUUGGAGGGAUCUUGCGGUACAGAGUAGAUUUCCAAGGAAUGGAUUACCAAGCUAGAGAUGAUGAAUUAUUUGACCUCGAUGACUACUAGGUAGUCGACAUGGGUCUGGCAGUGUGUGCCUAACCCUCCAGCAUCCAACCCAAGAAGAAAUUUUGUGGUGAAAGACAUACAUGUCCCUGCCUUAGAAUUUGAACAUUUCCAGUACUUUGUCUAUAAGCAUUGGAUAUGAGAAAUAAAAUUGUUUUGUCAUAAUGUAGAGUGAAUGCAUCUGCAAGGUUCAUUCAUGUCACCUGGACAUGUUUGACAAAUCAGUUUUUAUCUAUGAAAUCAGUUGAUCUUGUAUUCUAUUAUUUUUUAUCUUUAUACACAGGCAGAUAAAAUGCUUCAAAUAUCCAUGCAAAUUAACACCAUGUUCCUUUUUUUUUCUGCAUAAUGGGAAAACUUAAAUUUUAUAUUCUGUUUAGAUCUUUGGGAUAAACAAUGGGACAAGCACACAAUAUAAAGUUUAAAAUGUAUAGCAGACCUUUACAAAACAUAUUGUAAUAUAUUUGUGCUACCUAAAUUGGAGAAAAUACAGUCCACUGACUGUUGGAACCCUUGUAAUAAAAAAAAGAAAUGUAUCUAAUGUCCCAAAUGCAAAAACAAUAACCUGUAUCUUUGCAUGAUGCUGUGCAGCAUGAAAGACAUUGCAAGUGACAGCACAGAGCAUGCAAGCUGCACAGCAUUCAUUCCUCUCCUUACCUUAAUAUAGGAUAUCUGAAUCAAAUGUCUGAUACUGAGCAUGGAGAGUAUGUAUGGUAAUCGCCUUUUACAGCCACAGCAGUUUAACAGGGAUAAGUUAGCAAAAGAAUAACUUAAACGCCUGACAUUAAUGACUCUUUGAACUGGUUGCUCAGUUUAAUUUUAUUAAUGUAUUUUAUUGAGUCAUUUUUGUGACUUAUUAUUCCCAAAUAUAACCAUUUAUGCUCUUCUUGGUCUGUAACUCCAGUUGUGUUUUGCAUGAAUUAUUUAAAGUUCAUAUCGUGCUUCCAUAAGCAGCUAACACACGGGAAAGUGUGAACAUUCUCUUGUAAUGUGUAGUUGGGCAUUACUUACUGUCCAUUACUAUAUGAGCCUUAAAUU
This is a messenger RNA of Nanorana parkeri, 2574 nucleotides long. It is a transcript of the gene ETF1, whose product is annotated as eukaryotic translation termination factor 1. NCBI's taxonomy places the organism in Eukaryota, Metazoa, Chordata, Amphibia, Anura, Dicroglossidae. The transcript has 11 exons. Gene Ontology annotation, cellular component: translation release factor complex; cytosol. The record is from RefSeq and is a predicted model, not a curated record. Gene Ontology annotation, biological process: cytoplasmic translational termination. Gene Ontology annotation, molecular function: sequence-specific mRNA binding; translation release factor activity, codon specific. Bases 229 to 1542 code for a protein of 437 amino acids.